Molecule: messenger RNA, 483 nt
Organism: Naegleria gruberi
Lineage: Eukaryota; Heterolobosea; Eutetramitea; Acrasida; Naegleriidae
Exons: 1
Coding region: 1-483 (160 amino acids)
Source: RefSeq, a predicted model, not a curated record
AUGGUCAAUAAGAAACAACAACAAACAAACAAUAAUAACACUCAAGCAGCAGCUCAGCAACAACCUUUAACAUUCCAUAAUUUCUGUGUUCACAAAUUUGGUAUUGGAAGGGAAACUACAUCAAAUGGUGCCCUAAGAUUGAAAAGUUAUGGAGAUUGGGAAUUAACAAUUUACAUGAUUCCAAUUGGUGAAAGAUAUGGUGUCCAUUCACCUGAGGAUUUCAUUGCUAAAUUCCUUGAUGAAAAUACUGUGAGAGAUGAUGAAAGAAUGGAAUUUGACAGUUUGGAGUUGCUGAAAAUGUUAGAAAUGAUGCAUCAUGUUGAAUUGGAGGAAUUAAAACCUGCCAAAUCCAAGAUUAAAACAUUUGAAGGAUUACCUGUCAAGUUUGGAAAAUGUAUUAUGACCAGAAAUAGUGGAAACGAUCAGUGCUUUGUUUGCAUGAGUAAUGGAUACAUUUACUAUAUUUGCUACGGAAGUUCGUAG